AUGGUCGCCGACGUGUUCGAAGUGUCGGCUCUGGCCGUGGAAGCUUCGAUUUACGUUCAUUAUCACUAUACGAAAUUGCUACACUCUGCCGAAGACGUGAUGCCGACGGUGUUCACGCAAAACCACUUGCUAGAUUUUUACUAUCAUCUGCAGGGAAAACGACAGCGCAAGAAACGCGUACCGCUUGACGAAGAGUAUUUCGCCAUGCGCGAACGGGCCGGUUUGCAACGGAUCUACGACGGUAAACUACGAACGUAUCUGAUCCAAUCCAUAGCGGUACAACACGAGACCGCGAUGAAGAAUUGCGUUUGCGUCCACCUGUUCGAUCGCGUAGUGCGUUACCUGUACCUCAAACACGAACGCAAAGCGCCCAAAUGGGUGUGGACGUGUCGGGUUUACGAAGAGCUGUUCUCGCGGGACCGUCUGACGGUCCGCAGUUUGGAAAUCUGCGAAAUGUUUGACGCUUUCGGAUUGCCUGCGGACUACCGAGGUUUCGCGGACGCCGAGAACAAUUGGUGGAGUCUGGUUCCCUUUUCGCACCGGCUGGCCACGUGGUUCGAGCGGAACGGCUCGCGAUCCUUUUCGGUGUUUCCGGUUUUCCGCCCCGGCCCCAAACACUUGCGGUACAACGCUCGGGCUUUACACGAACUAUUGCGUUCGGUAAAACCUUCGGAAUGCACAUCUGACAUCUACGACUUUAUGAACAACACUCCGACGUACUGGUGGCGGUAUUUCAACCUCUCUGGCAGACGCUACGGCCGCUUGGAUCCCCAGACGAACGCGAUAACCGCGCAUCGGGAUCGCACAAAAUUUGGCAUGUCGUUCACCACGAACGGCGCUUACUGCUGCGUGGCCAUGGAACGUUUCGAGCCGAAAAACAACGAUUCUAUCGGACCAAAGAGCAAAAGAUCGAAGCGAAAACAAACGGACGACCGCGAUCCCGUCGAUCUGUCCAAGUUUUCCGGAUUUCUGGGACUGGAUCCCGGCGUGGUCAAUUAUGUGGGCGCAUGUUACCUCGAUAACGUGGAUCGUAAACGUAACUAUACGUUGAAAACUGCCAAGUUUAAACAAUUCGAGUGCAAGGAACGGAUAAUCAAACGCCGACGUGAAAAACUGAUUGGCCGGUAG
Macrosiphum euphorbiae (potato aphid) is the source of this 1128-nucleotide messenger RNA. The record is from the annotation of a GenBank genome assembly. NCBI's taxonomy places the organism in Eukaryota, Metazoa, Arthropoda, Insecta, Hemiptera, Aphididae.